Messenger RNA from Kwoniella mangroviensis CBS 8507, 3186 nucleotides. RefSeq lists its product as uncharacterized. The record is from RefSeq and is a predicted model, not a curated record. The transcript is spliced from 9 exons. Gene Ontology annotation, molecular function: DNA-binding transcription factor activity, RNA polymerase II-specific; DNA binding; zinc ion binding. Bases 1 to 3186 code for a protein of 1061 amino acids. NCBI's taxonomy places the organism in Eukaryota, Fungi, Basidiomycota, Tremellomycetes, Tremellales, Cryptococcaceae. Gene Ontology annotation, biological process: DNA-templated transcription; regulation of DNA-templated transcription. Gene Ontology annotation, cellular component: nucleus.
AUGCCGAAAGAGGACCCAUCCCAUCCACCACCUCUCAAACGAGGUGAUGCAUGCCUAUACUGCAGAAAGAGGCGGAUCAGAUGUUCAGCCGAUAAACCAACAUGUCAACAUUGCUUGAAGUCAGGUAGAGAAUGCGUUUACGAUUCGGGAAAACCAGUCAGUAGGGUUAAACAGCUGGAAGAAAAAGUCGCACAGUUGGAAAACCUUUUGAAAUCCAGUACGGGCCAGGGAAAUAGUGCAGACAAUGGCAGAAGGGAGAGUAACACUAGCACUGCAUCGACCUCUCAACCCCCUCCUUUACAACAUCAUUCGUCAAGUAGCUCAUCUCAAUCUCAGGAUGUACCUAUGGACCUAUCUGGAAUGGGAACAGGAGAACCAUCAUCAUCCACUUCAUAUGAGUAUUCAGGAAACAACGAGAAUUUCGAUAUCAACUUGUUCGAUGCUAUACUAGGUAGUGGUACUAGUCAAAAUACCGGUUCUUCAAGUCAUAACAGCUUUGCAAGUUUCGGUGGUGCUUUCUUCAGUGGAAGUGCAAGUACCGGUGCGACACCGAAUUUCUUUGGACUUGUCAACUCGUCUUCCACUACCGGACAGAAUGUCGAAAGCCUAUUCGACUUCAACAUGUUAGAUCCGAACUAUAUGAGCUUAUUGAGUUCUUUUGGGGAUACUUCCACUGGUCCUUCCACUGCUGCUCAGCCCUUUGUGAAUUCAGAUUCCCAGUCACAUUUCCAAUCAUCCAAUAUCGAUACGAACCCAUCAGUUCCUAUUCCUCAUCCUGAUCCUCCAUCCGGUACUUUUCCUCAUCCUCAUCUCAGUGGACCCCCUCAACCACCUACUACCAGUGCUAGUCAGCCUAUUUCAGCUUCUCUUGGAUUUUACGACCCAAAUAGUACCAGUUGUCCCAUGCACCUCAACUCAGACGACUCAAAGGUGCCAACGUCAUACGAUCUGCCGCAGUCUCAAACCCAGACAAAUCCAUCAGUGCACAAUUCAGACGGUACAUCCCCGGCUAUGAACCAAUAUGUCAACUCAUGUAACCCCGAGGAUCUCACUCAGACACUGCUAAACACCCUUAACCGAAAUAACACACUUACCGAAUCCGAGAGCAGAAUGGCCGAGCUACUUAGAUCGUCUCAGAUGAAACAUCCCCAGUCAUCAGAUCCAGAAUCAUUCUUGAAAGAUGUGGAAAUAUCUCUGGAGCGUACUGUAGGUGCCGAUAGACAUACAUCGAUCACAAUAGGUAAAGAUGAUUCGAUCAAACAACAAGCUCCGAACUCACAACAGUGGGUGACGGGUAUAACGGAUUCUUCAACUCUCGAUGAUCCGGCUGGUCCAGGCACAAGCCCUACUGCUACUGCUGUCAGUGACGGCGGUGGAUUGAGAAGCUCGGUGCCGUUUUAUGAUCCUAAGGAGGAUUUUGCGGAAGACGAUGGAUCUAACACGUUGGUCGGUGGUUGGUUCGAUGCUCAUGAUUUACCGAAAGUUGCGAGGGAUCAUUUAUUGGACCUGUUCUUCUCGGGAAUGAGGUUGUUUGGACAAGAAUUUCACGUACCGAGAUUCAUGGCUAGUCUUACGCUUCCUGCCCACAAACGACCUCAUCCAUGUUUACUCUACUCCAUGUACACCCUCGCGUCCCGGAUAUCCGAUUCCUCACCUAUCAGACAAUUAGAACCUCAUUUCUACAAGAUUGCUUCCAGUCAGCUGGAAACUUCCAUCGGUAUGGCCGACAGGUUAUUGGAUGCUACGAGGGCUUCUACGUUGUUGGCCAUCUACAAGUACAGUAAAGCUAGGUACCACGAAGGGUGGAUGAUGACUGGACAGGCAGCAAGGCUCGCUGUAUCUUGUGGUCUACAUCAAAUUCCCUCAUCAGUCUUUAAGGCCUCCAACUUACCUCAGCUCAAUGCUGACCUCGUGGGAAUGAUGAGACAUCGAUCAUACGUCUUACCUCCACCUAAGGAUGCUACAGAGCUGGGAGAGAGGAUAUGGUGUUUCUGGUCAAUAUAUAUCACGGAUCGAUGUGGAAGUAUUUCUACACAAUGGCCCCCGGCCAUCUCGGAUGAAGUGGUCACUACACCCUUCCCUAGGCCUUUGCACGAGUAUGAGCUGGGCCUAGUAACUGAACAAGACGAUCAUCAAUCCAUUCAAUCGCUAUACAGACCCUCACCUCAUCAUAACCCUCUGCCGCAUUAUGCAGAGACCACCCUGAUCUCCAUCAGACUACGUGCUAUCUGUAUAUUAGAAAGAGCUUCGAAACUGAUGUAUCAACCUCCUGAAGAAGGUUGGGAAAGAUCUUUACCAUUGUCUAACCCAACUUCAACCUCUAAUUCUAACUCGAAUUCAAACUCGCCAUCAAGUAAUAUAUAUGAUUACAUUUAUUCGCAAAUCAGUACUGCAGCAGGUUUCAUGCCUUCUUAUCAAACUACUGGUAACGGCACGCAUCGUACUAGUAAUAGCCACAGUAGGAGUAGAGAAGGAUGGACAAGGACAGCUCGGAUUAGGACUCCAAAAGCGUAUGAGGAAGUGAAACAGGCUUUACUAAAGAUCGAAUCUGAUUUACCACCUGAAUGGAGAGUUGAAUGGUGGAAAUGGGAUGGUAAAGUACAAGAAUGGCAUUUCACCAAAGCUAGAAAAGAUCUUAUAACGCUUCACUUCGUUUUAGGCUGUGCAUGGAUGUUCCUCUAUGAUGUCUUCUCUUUCAACGCUGAGAACACCGAUGCGAUCAACGUUGCGAAGAGAUUGACUGUGACUGUUAGAUUUGUUUCCAAGGAGGUUAUGACUAGCGAUUUGGAUGUGUUUAUCGCUAUGACAUGGUCGUUUAUUUCCAAGAUCUUGAUUAGGGAGAUGAAGAGGUUACAAUCUCUUGGUGAUGUUGCAGGUGCAAACUCCCUUGAACCUGAUGUUCAAAUACUGGUCACCGCCCUUGAAGAAUUCGGACAACGUUAUACAAUCGGUACGAUGCAGGCCAUGCGCACGGAAAGAUAUAGUAAAACGACAAAGGAAGAAACUUCUUUUUUGUAUAAGGCAGAUAAACGGAAUCAACGUCAAGAGGAUGGCGACGACGAUAGUGAUGGUGAAGAAAAGGAUGUUGAUGAAGAGAGGAUUUCAUUCGUUGACGUGAGAGAUUCGAUGAGUGGUGCAGAAGAUUGGAGGACAACAACUUUAGUUUCGAGAUUGGGUGGAGAGUGA